AGCAAUCCGAAAAUCAUGUGGUUUAGCAUACAUAUCAGUUAUUAAAUUUGGAAAAUUUACUUUUUAUACAAGAAUUAGUAUACCGAUUUUGAUCUUAAAUGUAUCAUGUUAGAUUUUAUGAGUAUUUAAAUUGCCAUUGACAUAAAAUGUCAAAAUCACCCAGCAACAUGAGAAAAACUAAGUUGUUUGUUGAAACUAUUGGCAAUAAUGUCCAUAAGAAGAUUACACCCCACUUCAGCAAGUCAAAGGUUCUGAAGAUUUUGUUACACUGAAGUAGCUGAGUUGAUGCCUUUCAAGGCUAUUUAUCACACUAUUGUUAUUUUUUUAGUAACAUCCAAUUUGGAGAGCAAGAAUAAAUAAGUAAUUCAUGAAUAAUGCUACAAAACUACAUUAGUUCGCGCUUCACCAAGCGCGCGCUAUUGCUGCUGUUGGCCUGGGGUCUGAUUCUGAUCGCCACGGUACAAUUGCGCCAAGUCGCGGUCAGCAAUGGCAGCAAUCAAAAUAGCGUAUUUCUUCAGUCGGCCAAAGAAUCUCAGACCAAUCAACAGCAAGACUCGGAGUUGGACAAGCUUCUCAUCGAUCGACGCGGUCCCCGUAGCGAGGACGAAUUGGUUCGCGAGAUCGAGGAACGUCUUCCCAGUCUUCCGUUGAGCUAUUGGAAUCUUUAUAGAGUCAAGCAACAGACGAAGCCCAAUCGCAACGAGACCAAUCAGGGUGGCUGUCUGCCGCGAUAUCCCAGUAUUUUCGAGCUCGAAUUCAACAAUGCCUACUGGCAAACGCUGCGCACGAACAACGGCACCUUUCAAUUGUUCGGCGCGUUCUACGACGUGCGCGGCUUGUCUCGCAUCGGGCCGGCCAUCAGGAUCGUCGGCAUGAUCGACCGCAUCGAACCGACGGUUCGCACUUACUGUCAGAUGUGGUGGGAAAACGAGCGGUACCCUCGAAUCGUCGAGAUUUUAGAGUACAAAUACGUGUGGUACAAAAAGUGGGGAAAUUACAAGCAAGGCAUCUAUCAACCGUACGUGAUAGCGUGCAAGGUGCCGCAGUCGCACUGGCAUCGAGGCGCCCCGGCCUCGGUGUCGUUGGUCGAGCGUCGCUGCGACACGGCGAGCAACAACCUUCGAGUCAUCUACAACAGACCGCCCAACGACAAGAAACACGACUUCGCCGUUUGCGUCAAGGGCCUCGACUUUUUGCACGAUGAUCUGUCCGUGCGAAUGGUCGAGUGGAUCGAGCUGCUCAACCUUCUCGGCGCUGACAAAAUUUUUUUCUACGAGCUGCAAGUUCAUCCGAACGUCAGCAAGGUGCUGCAACAUUACGAGCGUCUGGGACGCGUGCACGUGACUCCGCUCACUUUGCCGGGACACCAGCCCAAUGUGCCGGGAUUCCAGCAUCUUUAUCUCACCAAAAAGACCAAUCACAAGCGUCAGAACGAGCUCAUUCCCUACAACGAUUGCUUGUACAAACACAUGUACGAGUUCAAGUACAUAGUCCUUCUGGACGUUGACGAGGUGAUCAUGCCCGUUCGCGACGCCACGUGGCGAGAACUCAUGGACAGGGUCAUGCCAAAAGCACUGAAACUGCGUAACGAAACUCGUGCCUCUUACAAUGUGCGCAACGUUUAUUUUCUCGACGAUCUCCUUCAUUCGCACGGCGCUUUCAAAGAUAUACCUAGCUGGGCUCACAUGCUGCAACACGUGUUUCGAUCCAAGAACUUCACGAAGCCAAAUCAGUACAUAAAAUGUUUUCACAAUCCAGAGCGCGUUGUUACGUUGCACAAUCACUUUCCACUGGCCUGUCUUGGAGCUGGUUGCACUAGUUACCCCAUUGACACAACGGACGCUCAAUUGCAGCAUUAUCGAGCCGACUGCGUAAAAUCGUUGAAAAAGUCGUGCGUCGAGUAUCGUGAAAAUAGCGUGCUCGACACCACGAUUUGGAGAUACAAAGAUCAACUGAUACCAAGGGUCAAUUCAACGCUCAGGAAUUUAGGAUUCUUCGGACCCGUUAGUUGACCACUGGAUCGAUUGCAUUUUAAUUGAGUUAAUUGUCAAGUUGAAUGAGAAUUUGUUGAUGGCUUAAUUGUACACGUUAUGAAAAGACAAUAUAUUCAAUAUGAAAAGUGAUUUAUAUUUGAAAGCUUGUAGCAGAAGUGAAUUGAAUUUUGUAAUUAUUGAAAGUAUUUCCAUGAAUUUUUCCUAUGUAAUAAUCAAAACUGAAUACGAAUAGUAUACUCGAUGUUUAAUUA
Trichogramma pretiosum is the source of this 2245-nucleotide messenger RNA. RefSeq lists its product as uncharacterized. The transcript is spliced from 4 exons. Bases 375 to 2012 code for a protein of 545 amino acids. The record is from RefSeq and is a predicted model, not a curated record. Lineage: Eukaryota; Metazoa; Arthropoda; Insecta; Hymenoptera; Trichogrammatidae.